GUUGGAGAAAAAACUAAGUUCAAUCCGCAAACAAUUAAUCGAGGAGUUUAAAAACUUUGGAGACAACGUCGACUACUCCGGUAGCUUUGUUACGGAUAGGGAAUUUAUCUCCGUAGAUGAGUUAGAUAGUUGGGCCGAUGCGAUAGCAAUAACAAUCGGUUUUCAAUUUAUACGUGCUUCUUAUAAAAAGAAAGAAGAACGUUCUAGAGUUAGUGUCUAUUUAAGAUGUCACCGCUAUGGUAAUAUUAGGGGUCAUGUACAUAAUCUAGAUAAUACUACCCGACCUGGUUCUAAAAGUAGAAGUUGCGGGUGUAAAUUUUUGAUUUUAGGAAGUAGUCGUAAACCACCAGAAAGACCUUGGACGUUAAGGGUGUGUCCUGGUGAAAAAGGAAUACAUAACCACCCGUUCUUAGUCUACAGAGAUGGUCAUGUAAGGGCGAAUAGGAUCAAUGUAGAUAUUCGGGAGCACAUACGACAGCUUAGUGCAAUCGAAAUGCAACCGGCCUUUAUUAUGAAUUCUAUUAGAGAUAAUUUUCCUGGUUUUUAUGCUAGUAUGAAUCAGAUAUAUAAUAUUAGGCAAUCAAUAAGGAGAGAAGAGAUGGAGGGUAGGACUCCCCUUCAGCACUGUCUUCAUAUGACCACAGAACUUAAUUACGUGGUCUGGACAGACUUGGAUAUCGAAGGGCAAUUGAGCAGACUAUUAAUUGCAAAUCCUAACUCUAUCCAAAUGAUACAUACGUGGCCGUAUGUUAUGCUGAUAGAUACAACGUACAAAACGAACAAACAAAAGUGGCCACUAUGUGAAGUGAUCGGAAUGACGCCAACCAAUCACAACUUCUUGGUUGCGUUUUGUUUGAUGCGAGAUGAGGCGGCUGUGUCGUAUUCGUGGGUGCUGCAGGGAUUGAGAGAUAUUUUCGGCACUGCUCAGACUCCUAGCGUCAUUGUAACGGAUCGAGACGAAGGUUUAUCUGCAGCUAUUUGUGAUGUCUUCCCAGAUGUGCGGCAUUUGUUAUGCAUUUGGCAUAUUGGCAACGGCGUUGAGAACAUGGUGGACAAGUUUUGCGGCGGCAAGAAAAAUCAACAAGGGCAGGUAUUCAGGAAAAGUAGAUGGAACCCCUUGGUUGAAAGUUCUACAAUCGGGGAAUUUGAACGGGGCAAGCGAUCGUCAGUACGUGGUCGGUUAGGAACAAAAAGGUUGUUCGGUAUUUGGCUGGAACAUGGAUUCCACUUAGAGAGAAAUUUGUGUGUGCGUGCGUGGACGAAUGAUUGUUUCCACUUGGGUAACCAGAUUACCAGCAGAGUUGAAAUCCAACAUUCGUCUUUCAAGUAUUACCUUGGUAGCAGCAAUUGCUCAUUCGAUACCCUGUUCAAAAGGGCACAUGCACAGAUUACAAAUCAGCAAGUCAGGAUCCAACAAGCACUACAGGAAUCCAUGACUUCUGUAGCAAGGUCGAUGCGACAGCAUUUCUUUAGACCUUUAUAUCGCCACGUAUCUAUCUAUGCCUUGGAGCAUCUCCAGCUUGAGUAUAACCGCAUGUUAGAACUGGGUGAUUUUGUAUUUAACAAAUGCGGUUGUGUACUUCAACAAAACCAUGGAUUGCCGUGUGCAUGUUAUUUAGAUAUGUCCAUCGGUUCACAUGGUGUUUUGUAUUUGGAUGACAUUCAUCAAUUCUGGAGUACUUUGAGAUACACAGAGUUAGGAGACGAGACCAACGAAGGAGGGGGUUCAAAUCCGCAAGCUGAGGAGGUAGUCUUGCCACUGACCAUAUUGGGAUGA
This is a messenger RNA of Amaranthus tricolor (Joseph's coat), 1777 nucleotides long. Its product is annotated as protein FAR1-RELATED SEQUENCE 11-like. Lineage: Eukaryota; Viridiplantae; Streptophyta; Magnoliopsida; Caryophyllales; Amaranthaceae. The coding region runs from base 494 to 1777 and encodes 427 amino acids. The transcript has 4 exons. The record is from RefSeq and is a predicted model, not a curated record. Gene Ontology annotation, biological process: regulation of DNA-templated transcription.